Molecule: messenger RNA, 1578 nt
Organism: Camelina sativa (false flax)
Lineage: Eukaryota; Viridiplantae; Streptophyta; Magnoliopsida; Brassicales; Brassicaceae
Source: RefSeq, a predicted model, not a curated record
UGAUGGCCGUACCAGAGGAUAAGGAGACGAUGGUGGCCGUGACAGAGGAGAGGGAGAAGACCAAACGGAGGAAAAAUUAUAGGGUUAAGAAAGAAUCCCAAUGUUCCAUCUUUCGAAGACGAGGACCAAUCCGUUUUGGACUUGAAAUCAUCUGUAAUGAGUAUUCUGAGCCUUGUACUCGCUUAGUCACCCUUUAUGCUAGGCUCGGCCUUCAUCGUUACAAUUUGCUCCAGGGGAAAAACUUACAGCUCAGUAGCGUAAUGAAAUACAACCAGUCCACGCAUUCUUCUGCUUGCCCUUACGACAUAACUUUGGAAGCCAUGAAUGAUCUCGCGCUUUUACCUUUUCAAACUACUGUUUAUGAAACAUCGUAUGGUAAAUUUGCUGUGUGGUGCAGUUUUGCUAGACCUCUAGGGGAAACCAAGAGACUCAGCAGCAGCAGCUCGUAUAAAAACUUCUUCCUCAUGGAUACCAUGCCUGAGUGGCCACCAGAGGAUCCUUUUGAACAUUCAGACCGAUAUUACGUGCUGAAUGAAUCAGAGCUGCAAGACGAUAUUGACUGCCUUCGUCUCUACUUGGAACUUGCAGUUGCCACGACUAAUAGGGGCACCAUUAUGGAUCAUGAUCUGUCCAACUUGCAGAUUGUCCAAGUGGCUAAAGAUACUACUCCCCAGGAUGUGGAUCCGNCUCGCUUAGUCACCCUUUAUGCUAGGCUCGGCCUUCAUCGUUACAAUUUGCUCCAGGGGAAAAACUUACAGCUCAGUAGCGUAAUGAAAUACAACCAGUCCACGCAUUCUUCUGCUUGCCCUUACGACAUAACUUUGGAAGCCAUGAAUGAUCUCGCGCUUUUACCUUUUCAAACUACUGUUUAUGAAACAUCGUAUGGUAAAUUUGCUGUGUGGUGCAGUUUUGCUAGACCUCUAGGGGAAACCAAGAGACUCAGCAGCAGCAGCUCGUAUAAAAACUUCUUCCUCAUGGAUACCAUGCCUGAGUGGCCACCAGAGGAUCCUUUUGAACAUUCAGACCGAUAUUACGUGCUGAAUGAAUCAGAGCUGCAAGACGAUAUUGACUGCCUUCGUCUCUACUUGGAACUUGCAGUUGCCACGACUAAUAGGGGCACCAUUAUGGAUCAUGAUCUGUCCAACUUGCAGAUUGUCCAAGUGGCUAAAGAUACUACUCCCCAGGAUGUGGAUCCGGUAUUCAACGGCAAAAAUGUUGCGAUUUUCUACAUAAGGUACAAGGACUCAUGCGAGGCUCGAGUUGGUAAGGAUGUUGAUCGCGUAGCUAUUGUCAGAAGAGCCUUCUAUGAGAAGCGGGGAUGCUUCGCUCUUGUGGGCAAGACUCUGAGUUUAGGAAUUAUACCAACAAAAGGGUAAGAAGCAGAGUGAACAACUUAUGCUUAGCCUACGUCUCAAACGGCAGCUUGUUAUGUAGUCCUAGGCGACUCAAGGUAUAGAAAUAUAAUGGCGUUAAUUGGCCUGUAUCGUGGUCUUCACAAGGCAAAAUUGAAAAUCCACAUUGGAUCACUAUAGACCCAAAAGUUAAUUAAAACAUUUGAAUUUUACGUGGGGUUGCUUU